CUUCAGUAAUGUAGGACUAGUUCACUGACGCUGCUAUUGUGCAACGCGAGCUUUCAGUUCCUCUGGCAGGUACCAGUCAGUAAGCAAUAGGAAUCAGCUCUUUCGUUGGAGAUGGCCACCUUUUUCUCUGACCUGGUUCAGUUCCAGGGGCUACUUCAAAUGGUCCUAGUGCUGGGAAUUGGAGGUAGUUUCCCAUAUGGAUUCCAUAUUUCUGUCAUCAACUCCCCCUCUGUGCACAUCAGGAACUUUAUUAAUGAAACCUGGAUGGAGCGACACGGCUCCCCCCUCCAUCCAGAGACAAUCAUGCUGCUGUGGUCCUUCAUUGUGUCUGUCUUUGGGAUUGGAGGCUUCCUGGGGAGCCUCUGCUGUGGCUACCUGACUACCAGAUACAGAAAAAAAAAGUGCCAGAUUGCCACCAACCUGAUCAUGCUGGUAGCUGCACUUUUAAUGGCCUUGAGUAAAACAGCCAAAUCCUUCGAGCUGAUUCUGGCCGGACGCUUCCUUUACGGCAUUGGCACAGGGUUUUCUCUCAAUAUACAUCCUCAGUAUGUAGGAGAGAUUUCACCCAAGAAGCUGCGUGGAUUUACAAACUCCACAGUUUCUGUUUUUCUGACACUGGGGAAACUCACAGGACAGGUUAUUGGACUACGGGAGAUUUUAGGAAGUGAAGCUUUGUGGCCAUGGUUGUUAGCAUUUGGUGGACUGUCAGCCCUGCUUCAACUGGUUACUCUUCCAUUUUUCCCUGAUUCACCAUCCUACCUCCUGAUCCAGAAGGGUAAUGAGGAAGCCUUCAGGAAAGCCAUUAGGAAGCUCUGGGGGGAAGGAGACCAUCAAGCAGAAAUUGAUGACAUUAUGAAGGAGAAGGUUGCAAUGACGAGCACCAAAACCUUGCGUGUCCUUGAAUUAAUAAAAGAGCCAUCUAUGCGCUGGCAGCUUUACAUUCUGAUGAUUCUCAUGACCACCUUGCAGCUCUGUGGAGUCAAUGCAAUAUACUUCUAUUGUUUUGAAGUAUUCCAUACAGCCAAGUUUGAAGAACAUCUUAUCCCGUACGUGUCCCUGGGAGUUGGGCUAUGUGAAUGCCUAUCUUCUAUAUUGUGUAGCACCCUUAUAGAGAGAUUCGGGAGGAAGGUUCUGCUCUGGAGAGGAUAUACACUAAUGUGUUCUGUGCUAGCACUCCUUACCACCACCCUGUCACUGCAGCACCGGUUCUUCUGGCUGCACUACUUCAGUGUUGUCUUGAUCUUCCUAUUCGUUAUCUUCUAUGGAAUUGGACCGUCUGGAGCCUCUAUAACUGUCAUGGUUGAAAUCUUCAGCCAAUCAUUCCGACCAUCAGCCUUUCUGAUUGUCGGCUGCAUCAACUGGACGGGACUGUUUGUACUCGGGAUGGUUUUUCCAUUGAUUGUUGAUAACCUCGGUCCCUUCUGCUUCCUCAUCUUUUUGGGAAUCCUUGCUCUAUCAGCAACUUUCGUCUACCUGUACCUCCCUGAGACCAAGGGAAAGUCAAUCAUGGAGAUAAUGGCAGAGUUCAACAAGCUGAAUUUUGGAAAAAAGGAAAUCUCAGUUACAGAAAAUAACUUCCCUAAGGAUCAGUUGUUCUGCACCAAACUCUGAAUGUCCACAGGAGAAAUCUGCAUUCUUUAGAAAAGACAGAAAACAAUGCUGCAAUGGAAAUAAAAAGGAAUCAUUGAAAAUAGAACAC
Tympanuchus pallidicinctus (lesser prairie-chicken) is the source of this 1699-nucleotide messenger RNA. Its product is annotated as solute carrier family 2, facilitated glucose transporter member 11-like. The record is from RefSeq and is a predicted model, not a curated record. Gene Ontology annotation, cellular component: membrane. The coding region runs from base 112 to 1611 and encodes 499 amino acids. Gene Ontology annotation, biological process: monosaccharide transmembrane transport. NCBI's taxonomy places the organism in Eukaryota, Metazoa, Chordata, Aves, Galliformes, Phasianidae. Gene Ontology annotation, molecular function: hexose transmembrane transporter activity. The transcript is spliced from 12 exons.